This is a messenger RNA of Durotheca rogersii, 417 nucleotides long. Its product is annotated as CSE2-domain-containing protein. The coding region runs from base 1 to 417 and encodes 138 amino acids. The transcript has 3 exons. Gene Ontology annotation, cellular component: mediator complex. Gene Ontology annotation, molecular function: transcription coregulator activity. NCBI's taxonomy places the organism in Eukaryota, Fungi, Ascomycota, Sordariomycetes, Xylariales, Xylariaceae. Gene Ontology annotation, biological process: regulation of transcription by RNA polymerase II. The record is from RefSeq and is a predicted model, not a curated record.
AUGGGAGAUCGCCUCACUCAGCUGCAGGAUGCUGUCGAUCAGCUAGCGCAACAAUUCGUCGCGUGCAUCCACUACAUCAACAGACACCACAACCUCGAGACGUUAGGGCCCGGCGAUCAGAUCAGAGAUGUGAAGCAGGAGCCGGACCAGCAGGAAGUGGACCCCCACCCCGAGGACGUGUUCAAGGCGUCGCAGGUCGAGCUCGCGCGGGACCUCAUCACGAAGGAGCAGCAGAUCGAGCUGCUCAUCUCGCUGCUCCCGGGCCUCGACAACAGCGAGCAGGACCAGGAGCGCAACAUCAAGGAGCUCGAGGAGGAGCUCAAGGUCGCCGAGGCGCAGCGGCGGGAGGCCGUCAAGGAGAAGGAGGACACUCUGGCGAAGCUGGACGCCGUCAUACGCGCCAUAAAACGCCCGUGA